Molecule: messenger RNA, 1554 nt
Organism: Cyphellophora europaea CBS 101466
Lineage: Eukaryota; Fungi; Ascomycota; Eurotiomycetes; Chaetothyriales; Cyphellophoraceae
Product: V-type proton ATPase subunit B
Exons: 5
Coding region: 1-1554 (517 amino acids)
Biological process (GO): proton transmembrane transport; ATP metabolic process
Cellular component (GO): proton-transporting V-type ATPase, V1 domain
Molecular function (GO): proton-transporting ATPase activity, rotational mechanism; ATP binding
Source: RefSeq, a predicted model, not a curated record
AUGGCUCCCUCCACGAACAUCGAUGAUCCGCGGAUGAGCUCUAUCAAACCAAGAUUGAAGUACAACACCAUCGGUGGUGUCAAUGGACCUUUGGUCAUCCUAGACAAUGUCAAAUUCCCAAGAUUCAACGAGAUCGUCAGCUUGACACUGCCUGAUGGCACCGAGCGAUCAGGUCAAGUCCUGGAGGCCAGAGGCAACAGGGCCGUUGUGCAGGUGUUUGAAGGCACCACUGGUAUCGACGUGAAGAAGACCAAAGUCGAGUUUACUGGCCACAGUCUCAAAAUUGGCGUCUCCGAAGACAUGUUAGGACGAGUGUUCGACGGAUCAGGAAGAGCCAUUGACAAGGGUCCGAAGGUGUUGGCAGAGGACUAUCUUGACAUCAACGGCAGUCCCAUUAAUCCAUACGCCAGAGUCUAUCCCGAAGAGAUGAUUUCCACAGGUAUCUCGGCCAUUGAUUGCAUGAACUCGGUCGCUCGUGGCCAGAAGAUUCCCAUCUUCUCCGCCUCUGGUCUUCCACACAACGAAAUUGCAGCUCAGAUCUGUCGGCAAGCCGGUCUCGUCAAACAAGCAGACAAGGGUGUCCAUGAUGACCACGAAGACAACUUCUCGAUUGUAUUCGGUGCUAUGGGUGUCAACAUGGAAACUGCCCGCUUCUUCCAGCGCGAUUUCGAAGAGAACGGCUCGAUGGAACGUGUCACACUAUUCAUGAAUCUGGCCAACGAUCCCACCAUUGAGCGCAUUAUCACACCUCGUCUUGCUCUCACCACCGCCGAAUACUACGCCUACCAGCUCGAGAAGCACGUUUUGGUCAUUCUUACCGAUCUGUCUUCCUAUUGCGACGCCUUGCGAGAAGUCUCGGCCGCCCGCGAAGAAGUCCCUGGUCGUCGUGGUUAUCCCGGUUACAUGUACACUGAUUUGUCCACCAUUUACGAGCGCGCCGGCCGUGUCGAAGGCCGCAACGGAUCCAUUACUCAGAUUCCGAUUCUGACCAUGCCUAACGACGAUAUCACCCACCCUAUCCCCGAUCUGACAGGGUACAUUACGGAGGGUCAGAUUUUCGUUGACCGUGGUCUCUACAACAAGGGCAUCUAUCCUCCUAUCAAUGUCCUGCCUUCGCUAUCGCGACUCAUGAAGUCUGCCAUCGGCGAGGGACUUACACGUAAAGACCAUGGUGAUGUGUCCAACCAACUCUACGCCAAGUAUGCCAUCGGUCGAGAUGCCGCCUCCAUGAAGGCCGUUGUUGGCGAGGAAGCUCUGUCAUCCGAAGACAAGCUAGCUCUCGAGUUCCUUGAGAAAUUUGAACGGCAAUUUAUCCAGCAAUCUGCGUAUGACAAGCGGACAAUCUUCGACUCUCUCGAGAUUGGCUGGUCUUUACUGCGUAUCUUCCCCAAGGAAUUGCUCAACAGAAUCAACCCCAAGUUACUUGAAGAAUUCUACAGCAGAAAGGGCGGAAAGAAGGAGCAACAGAAGAAGGGCAACAAGGACACUAGAGACAACGAGCAGAAGAACGAUGCGCAGACGAACGGUGAGACGGAGAAUCUCAUUGAUGCUUAA